AUGUCAAUGGGACGGGCCAAUAUAGGUAGGAAACUAUUUUCAUGUCAGAAAAAACUUGAUACGAAAUGCUCCAUCAAAGUAAAUUCGUAUAUUCGAGAGACGUCUCAAUACCGUAUAGCAUUUCAACUAGAAGUUUUAAAUGGAAUCAAACCACGACCAAAAAAUCCUAAUGAAUGUGAUGAUUCUUUUAUUAAAAACUAUAAGAAUUCUUGGGAACAACAAUGUAAAACGACGAGCCGUUUCUAUUUGGGGAUAGAGUGUACAAUGAUAACAAUAAUUUUUACAUUACCUGAAAUUAACUGAGUUACUACACAAUACAGCUUAUAAUCUUUAUAUAUUUUUUUUUAUUUUUAGUGAAGCGUGUAUCGUUGUAAAUGAUAUAAUCUGGAUUUCGUCUUCAAUUCAGUUAUUUAUGCAGAUAAAUAUACAACUGAUAAUAGCUUUAUUCUGUGUUUUCUUGUGUUUAUUUAAAAUGUAAGUCGUUCCGUGCCUUAAGUCGUGGCCACGUAAGAUUUCCAAAUCGUACUGGUACUAUUUAAGGAAUUACUCUCGCUAUUAUUAACAUUUAUCUGCGGAAUGUCUUAAGAUAAUACAUUCAACAACAUAUAAUAUUGCUUUCAUUUUGAUUUUCUUCUUUGUUUAAUUAUAUUGCUUAAUACAUGUUGAAACGAAUUUAUAAUAAAAGAAAUAAGAUACGGACGAGGCAUUAAGUAUUAUGCAGUGACAUGUCGUAUUAAUUAAGCAUUUAAUAAAGCACGCAGACAAUAUAAAAUCCCUAAAUCAACUGUACGACGUCAUCGUCGAGAAUUAAAUAAGAAAAUCAAAUUCGGAAGUCUAAAGGUCUGACUAAAAAUAUGGAGAAAGAGUUAAUUCAACAUGUUUUUAGUUUAGAAUCAUGUUUCUUUGAUCUUACUGCAGCUGAUCUAUAAAAACUGGCUCUUCAAUUGGAGGAAAAAUAUAAAUUACUACAUCGUUUUAACACAGAAAAAAGAAGUGCAGGAAAAAAUGAUACUAUAAGUUCAUGAAAGAUAACCCUUCCUUGUCUUUACACACUCCAAAAGCAACCUUAAUUAAUGGAAAGAGCAGAAAAUAAAAGAAAAUGAGCAGUUGUUAGGUACAAACAAUGAAAGUUUAAAAGAUAAAACAAAU
Molecule: messenger RNA, 1149 nt
Organism: Centruroides sculpturatus (bark scorpion)
Lineage: Eukaryota; Metazoa; Arthropoda; Arachnida; Scorpiones; Buthidae
Exons: 5
Coding region: 1-303 (100 amino acids)
Source: RefSeq, a predicted model, not a curated record